CAAAAAAAAUUCAAUUCAGUUGUUAUCAGAGGUUCAUUGUUUCGGUGACAAUUCAAUGUACAUCGACAAACAAACAGAAAUUAGUCCUCUUUGCUUGUUACGUGCAGAUUAGCUUCAGUUAUCUCCAUCACUGCAGAAGGAGCUGUUCAACUCAAUUACCGCCGUGUCUUUCCCUGUUAUUGCUGUCUUUUCGCUUACCAGCGUGUUUUCCGAUUUUGGCGCCAAAAGCAUGACGUUGGAUAUCUCCAACGGCGAGUUUUUGCGCAUGGCGAGCGAGGCUCCGGAAUCCUUCACCGUCGGUAUUGUGCAGCCGCGAACAUCUGCCGAGAGCGGGGACGGUAACGGGACGGGUGGGGAGGAGAUGUUGAUGCCUCCCCUGAACUUCGGGAUGGUCGAUUAUGGCAUUUUUAGGUCUGGCUUCCCUGAUUCCGCCAGCUUCGGAUUCUUGAAAACCCUUCGCCUACGUUCCAUUAUAUGUUUGUUCCCUGACGAGUAUCCCGAAGCCAAUUUGGAGUUCUUGAAGGCUAAUGGAAUAAGGCUUUAUCAAUUCGGAAUCGAUGGCUCGAAGGAUCUUUUGACAAAAGACCCGGAAGAUAUAAUUCGUGAGGCAUUGAAAGUUAUCCUAGAUGUUGGGAACCAUCCAUUGCUCAUUCAUUGCAAAAGAGGAAAGCAUCGCACUGGUUGUCUUGUGGGAUGCUUAAGAAAAUUGCAAAGAUGGUGUCUAUCAUCCAUUUUUGAUGAGUAUCAAAGUUUUGCAGCUGCUAAAGCUAGAGUGUCAGAUCAGAGCUUCAUAACAUUGUUUGAUAUUUCUGAUUUUAAACCCCAGCCAUUGUCAUUUUCACCCUCACAAAAGUACAGUAUUGACAAAGUCCUGGAUGCUGUUCCAUCCUACCCCUGAGUAUUACCCUGAAGUACUGUGACGCCUCCCAAUUUUUUUGGGGGCAUAUUACCAAGGAAUGAACAUAGAAUCUCAAUCUAAUUACUCUAACUCACAUCAGAACACCCCCAUUUUUAUUUUUCUUGUCCCCCUCUAGGCUUUUCCCCCUCCAAUGUAACAUUUUAUCAGUUUACAUUGAGUAGUUGGUUUGGUUGGUUUUAUGCUAAAUCAAAAUCAUUUCCGUGAUCAAUUGAUCCCCUUUUCUUGUAAAGAUGAUGACAGACAACAGAGAAAUGCUAAUGCUAGUUUUUUUUUUUUUUUGGGGUGG
Neltuma alba is the source of this 1205-nucleotide messenger RNA. RefSeq names its product probable tyrosine-protein phosphatase DSP4. Gene Ontology annotation, molecular function: phosphatase activity. The transcript has 6 exons. Lineage: Eukaryota; Viridiplantae; Streptophyta; Magnoliopsida; Fabales; Fabaceae. The record is from RefSeq and is a predicted model, not a curated record. Bases 230 to 898 code for a protein of 222 amino acids. Gene Ontology annotation, cellular component: cytoplasm. Gene Ontology annotation, biological process: protein dephosphorylation.